CGUCAUGCCACUGGUCGUUUCAGGGUGUAUGUUAAAUAUACAGGAAGCCUGAGCGCGUGUCGCCAAAGGGUUGUUCAGUCCACUGCGAUACGCGUAGCCGAUGCAAUCACUAUCGUACAAACAUGGUUUUUAGAAAUUGAAGAAACCGGGAAAUCUGGACGUCGUAUAACACCUGCAAUUUCAUUUUCAACAAUACACAAUCAUCCUACAUCUACUUUGAACUUUAAUCUGGUGACGAGGCCUGGCUAAGUGCAUCACACCCACGAUGGCAACCGAAAGCACGCCGUUGACCAAUACUGAUGACGUCACACCAGUAUCGGGUUCCGAGUACAUAUCGCUGUCGAAACAUGAAACUGACCGCACUCCGCCGUGCCUGAAACCAAGAUGUUGCGUGUACGCCGCACUGCUGUCGUUGGUAUUAAUGGCCGUUAUAGUAGGCACGUCAUAUUACGUGGGCCGAAGUCAAGGUGACUCUAAAGUUAUUCAAUCUGCCCCGACAGCGAUGGUGGACACGUUGUUGCAGCUCAAAUGGCCCUUACAAACAGAUGAGGGAAUAACGGUGACAUCAAUUAUUCAGAGGACCAUCGUUAUAAAUGCGACCGGGGACGACUUAAUGUCCGUGGUGGAGGGAGGCUACAAAAGUUUGAAAGCCAAAGAGGAUUUGGAAAAAAACUUUCCGACAAUUGAUGGCGGGACUCCAUCAUACCGUCAUCAGCAAGUGAUGAAGUCCGGCCCCGAAUCGAUAAGAAUCGCGCGGAACGGUUACGUCGAAAACAUCGCGACUGAAAAAUUGAGGCUACUGUUAAACGUCACGAAAGACCAGAACGCUAUGAUAUUGGCGGAAAACGUGACCGUUUUUAACAACACUGAGUGCACCAGUCCCGAACCGGUAAUCUGUCCGCUCCAGAGUCGGUACCGAACAGUGGAAGGUAUUUGUAACAACAUCUUUGAGCCGCUCAAGGGUGCAGCGCUGAUGCCAUUCCGCAGAGUGUUGCCGGCUGACUAUUCAGACGGUGUAUGGAAACCGAGGAAAGCGACGGACGGUUCGGAAUUGCCAUCAGCUAAACAAGUCAGCGAAGAUGUGCACCGACAGUCGUACGAAGAAGAUCACGAUUUUACCGUCAUGCUGGCGGUUUGGGGUCAGUUCAUGGAUCACGACAUAACUGCCACCGCGUUGAGUCGAGGACAUAAUGGAAUGUCUAUUUCGUGCUGCAGUUCGGUGGAUGAAAACUUUACGCAUCCCGAAUGUUUUCCAGUAAUCGUACACAAAGAUAAGAAAGAGUGCGGAAAAUGCAUGGAGUUUGUGCGAUCUUCGCCGGCGUCUACUUGUGGUUUCGGGCCCAGGGAACAGUUGAACCAAGCAAGCUCGUAUCUAGAUGGUUCGUCUGUGUACGGUAACACUCGCAAACUGCAAAAUGAUCUAAGAUCGUGGACCGGUGGACGUAUGAAAGUGUUCAUAACCGAGAACGGCGAACAGUUAUUGCCGCCUAACAAAGAUCCGUUGGACGGAUGUAACGAAGAAGCGGAAAUGAAAAAAGGCCGUUACUGCUUUUUGUCCGGAGAUGCCAGAUCGAAUGAAAACAUGCACCUGACAACUCUCCAUUUAAUCAUGGUACGUCAGCACAACAUGAUUGCCGGUCGAUUGUCGUCCCUAAAUCCACACUGGAACGACGAACAUAUUUUUCAAGAAACCAGACACAUAGUCACCGCUCAGAUUCAACACAUCACGUACAACGAAUUUCUACCCGUAUUACUUGGCGACAGUCUCAUGAAGCGCUUGGACUUGUACUCUCAACAAACAGGUUAUUGGAACGGAUACAAUUCUUCAAUGGAUCCAACCAUCAGCAACAACUUUGCUACCGCGGCCUUUCGAUUCGCUCACACGCUUAUACCGAGCAUGAUGAAGUUUCUUAAGGACAACAACAGCAAUCCCGAAUUUGUCGAAAUGAGGAAAAUGCUGUUCAAUCCGUACAGACUAUACACGUGCGGUGGCGUGGAUAGCGUAAUUCGUGGAGCGAUGAACACAAGCGCCGGGAAAUCUGACGCGUUUUUCACACCCGAAGUCACCAGACAUCUGUUCGAGAAAAACGACGGAUCGAGACGCACCAGAGGACAGUGUGGAUUGGAUUUAGUCGCACUGAACAUACAGAGAGGCCGUGAUCACGGACUUCCGGCGUACCCGCGGUGGCGCGAAACGUGUGGUUUUCCAAGGCCACGGAGUUUCAACGAUUUAGAAGGGCAUGUCGAACCGGCAACGCUGCAAAGAAUAUCAAAACUAUACAAGUCGAUCGACGACUUGGACCUAUACACCGGACUGCUUUCGGAAAAGCCGUUGGAAGGAAGCAUCUUGGGACCGACGAUCACAUGCCUGUUGGCCGAUCAAUUCUUGCGGGUGAAAUCGGGCGAUCGUUAUUGGUACGAAACGAACGAGAAACCCCAAGCGUUCAACGAAGAUCAGCUGUCAGAGAUCCGGAAAACCACGUUUGCGGCAAUAAUUUGCGACAAUUCCGACGAAAUUGAAUCCAUUCAACUGCACGUGAUGCACAGCAACCGGAAAGUCGGAAACGGCAGAGUUAGCUGCGAUAGUUUAAUAAAAACGUCUCUCGACCCAUGGAAAGAAGAAUACGACACGACCGUUACAGCGGCCCCUGCUCGAAGCCCGACCACCGCCUCUUAGGACCCGUCCGCCACCGCCAAUGCAGUCACGAUCAGUAAUAAUAAUAAGAACAGAUCGCAGUCGGCCGACGUUCUAUUCGACAACUGUCGAAUCCACUACUGCAAAUCGAUGAUACGGGCCACAUGUGAAGACAUACAUUUAUUUCAAGUCGAGUAGCGCAAAAAUACUUUUUAAAAACACCUACUUUAAACAUAUUACGAUAUUAUGUAUGAUAUCAUUGUAAAUACGCGUAGGAGCUCGCAACAUACGGCACAGAGUUUCGUGAUCGUAAUAUUUUAUUUUUACUAUCUAUACUCACCAAAGCUCCUCUCCUUUCUCUCCAGCUUACGUGAGCUUAGCCCCUUAAAAAAGAAUAUGUUUAAGUUAUAGUUUUCUUUAUAAUUAUGUGCAUAGAUAGUUUUUUUUUAAGACAAAAUAUUAUGUUCGUACAAAAUCAAUAGUAAUUACUGAUUAGUGAUGACUGAUAUGAACGAUGAUGAUUGAAUAGUAUAUUGCGUCCAACUUUAAUCUUGGAAAAAUAUAAAGGCUGUCAAUCUGCUAGUAAACUAAUAACAAAAAAAAAAAUUAAAAUAAAACAGUAACUGUUAAUAUUACAUGUGUUAUGAUUGAACUUGAGAGAACGUCACGCCCGCAUGUGUUGUACCCGCCGUCUUGCUAUAACUUAUUACCAGGGCUGGGAUUUGUAUGCAAUAAAAAAUUGUAAAAUAAUAUACAUUUUAUUUACCAAAAUAUGCAUUUAAAUUUUUAUAAGAUAAAAACAAAAUUAUAAUUACAAAAAAAACUAUUUAUUUAUUGAAAUACGUCAGUGAUUGGCUGUUUGUCUUAAUUAGAAUGAUCGAGAAAUUAAAAAAAAAAAUUAAAAAUUAAAUUUAUAAUUCACAUUCAACACAGUGGAAAUACGUAUUGCAUGCUACGAUCACAUACUUUUUUUAAAUUUUCGAUUAUAAAUCAUCGGCAAUUGGAUCGUAGUAUUGAUUUAUAUUGACUGAAGAUUUUAUCGCAUACCUAUUGUACCAUAAAAUUGUAUUUAUAAAAAUAAAAUUUAUGUUUGACAAAAAAACAAAGUUUUAUACUUUAAUCAGCGCAAGACUAUAAUUAAAUAAAAAAUAUUAAUCACUAAAUAUACUAUAAAACAUGCAUUUUUUGUAUUCUUAUAAUCGAAAUAUGCAAUAAUAUGCAUUUUAUCCAAAAUAUGCAAAAACGUGCAAAAUAAAAACACCGCAAUUUAUCUCAUCUUGAGGUGAUUCGUGGACAUAACUGACAAAAUCAAUAAUCAGAAGUUUCAAAAAAACAACAUGCCGUUGCAUAUAAAUCCUAGCCCUGUUUAUUACGUACAACAUAUAUUGUGUUAUCACAUUUUCGUUAAGCAGUGCCAAUUUUGUGCAAUAUUUAGUUGGCUUUGAUAUUCGAGUAAAUUAAUAACCAAUUAUUAUUAAACGUAAAGUUAAAAACGUAUUCUAUGGUUUGUUGGAAAUGUUAUUUCGAUGUUAAAUAUGUUUUAAUUUCCAAGCAAGUUAUAAGCAUUUAACUAUUACAGUUUUAAAAUGUUCAUAAUUCGCUUCCUCGUUAUUGAGCACCUUGAUGUGAUAGAAUAUAAAUAAAUACACUAAUAUCAAAACUAACGGAGCUAAAAUAUGAGAACUGCUGAUCGUAAUAUUUUACUGUGUUAUACGCACGGCUUGCGAAACGGAGACAACAUAUUAUCAAAUUUGCAUUUAACCGUUCCAAUUUUAUGUUUAGUCGUUUUUGAUGUUAAAGUUUAUUAUUUAGUUUAAUUACUUAAAGGCAAGAACAUUAUCUGCGACCUCCCGCUGGUUUUAUACAAGCGAGUUAUGAGAAUUUUUAAAUUUUACUACUUUACAUAGUUACGUACUAAUAACUCGCUUAUAACUUAAAUUAUCGUAAGAAAAACCACCGAGAAAUAAUAUCCUUAUAUAUGUGGGCAUAUACUAGGUAUAAGUUGACUUAAAUAUUUAAGUUUACUACAUAAAGUUGGAAACGUGGAACUUAUGAACGUGAAUUUGUCAAUGUUUUAUGUUUGUAAAAUGGAGACGUCAACAUUUGCGAGAGUGACGUUCUAUUAAUAAUAAUAAUAUACAUUAAAUAUUAAAGAUUAGAGCUAGGGCAUUUAUUUAUUUUUUUUAAUAUCUAAAACGAAGAUAUGUUGCUAUAAAAUCGAUUUAUACUACUUGAGAGCGAAUGCACAACAUUUUAUUUUGCAUUUUUGCCUUUUUUUAUUUAUUUUUUUUUUUAACGCUUUUUUGAGGUUUUUAGGUACUUUGUUUGCUUUUAAGUAACAUUUUGUAAUAUUGUUUUCAAAACUUGUUCUAAAUACGUUUAUUUGAAAGGUUAGCAUUUAUUUUUAUAUUAUAUUAUAUUUUAGUGUGUUCCGAGGACAUUAUUCAAUCGAUUUUAUCUUGUUAUGUUUGAUUAAAUUUAUUGAUUUAUCGAUAAAAGUAGAUACCUGUUCGGUUUCUUAUUGACAACUUUUUGUCGUGUGUCAGUCAUUUAUUUUUAUAAAUUAUCUUAAACACAAUAAAUUCAAUUUUCAGAUUAACUGUGAAAGAAGAAAAACAGCAAUUAGGCUUGUGAAUAGAAAUCCAUUUUAUCAUAAUACAUUUUUUUAAUAAUUUAAUAAGAUAAUGGCUCAAAAUAAAUUGUUUUUUUAAGCUAUUUCAUAAGGUUUAUAGAGGUUUAUUGCUUUAUUUUAAGUUCUUUUCUUUAGUUUCUUAUUGCUUCAAAAUACGUUAUCUAUUAAUAAUAUUUAUAGUAUUUUCAACAAUUUUUAUACAAAAUAAUUUUUCGCGUUUUUUUCAGUUUAUUGCCUCUAAUAUACAAUAUUGAAUUUAACCCUCAUUCAAAAAAUAAUAUGUGUUUAUAUUAUAUAUAUAUAUAUUCCGAAAUCUCUGCUUAUACGAAACUCGCGCCGAUUUCCAAGCGAACACGAUGCGACGCCUUCAUAUAAUAAUAUUAAAAAGUACUUGUAGCCUAUAGGUAUUAUAAUAUUUUAUCCAAUGUUAUAAUAUUUCAUGAUAAUUGGGCAAUACCAAAAAAAAAAAAAAAAACCAUUUCGUCGUGAUUGAUUAUUACGAUAACAAUAAAUUAUAUGAUGUAUUUUACGGUACGUGCCUGCUAUCAUUAUGGCAGUAAUAAUAUAUACAAACGUUAAAAAAAUGUAAUAAUUCAAAGUGAACGUUUACGUUUUCAAUAAUUUCAAAAACAAUUAGAUGAUGAGACUCGUCUCGUAAUCAUUUCUUUGAUGUGCGUUCUUUGUGACUAUUUAUAUUUUAUAAAAACGAUUUUUCCGACAUUAUACAUCGUAUGAGAAAUAAUAAUAAUAAACAAAAAUAAUUGUUAUCUUAGUGCAAUUUUGAAAAUUACGA
This is a messenger RNA of Rhopalosiphum maidis (corn leaf aphid), 6060 nucleotides long. RefSeq names its product chorion peroxidase (gene cd). The coding region runs from base 266 to 2677 and encodes 803 amino acids. Gene Ontology annotation, biological process: response to oxidative stress. The record is from RefSeq and is a predicted model, not a curated record. Gene Ontology annotation, molecular function: heme binding; peroxidase activity. Lineage: Eukaryota; Metazoa; Arthropoda; Insecta; Hemiptera; Aphididae. The transcript is spliced from 15 exons.